Molecule: messenger RNA, 527 nt
Organism: Vicugna pacos (alpaca)
Lineage: Eukaryota; Metazoa; Chordata; Mammalia; Artiodactyla; Camelidae
Source: RefSeq, a predicted model, not a curated record
CCCCUGGGCGCCCCUCAAGGUGCCGUCUACACGGACAUCCCGGCCCCGGAGGCGGCCCGCCAGUGCGCCCCGCCGCCGGCGCCCCCCACCUCGUCCAGCGCCACCCUGGGCUACGGCUACCCGUUCGGUGGCAGCUACUACGGCUGCCGCCUGUCGCACAACGUGAACCUGCAGCAAAAGCCUUGCGCCUACCACCCAGGCGAUAAGUACCCGGAGCCGUCGGGCUCCCUGCCCGGUGACGACCUGUCCUCCAGAGCCAAGGAGUUCGCCUUCUAUCCCAGCUUCGCCAGCUCCUACCAGGCGAUGCCCAGCUACCUGGACGUGUCGGUAGUGCCUGGGAUCAGCGGGCAUCCGGAGCCGCGUCAUGACGCGCUCAUCCCCGUCGAAGGCUACCAGCACUGGGCUCUCUCCAACGGCUGGGACAGUCAGGUGUACUGCUCCAAGGAGCAGUCGCAGUCCGCCCAUCUCUGGAAGUCUCCCUUUCCAGGUAAGGAAGGGGCCCGAGUGCCGCCGCCGCCGCCGCCGCC